AUGCGGUUUACAAAGUCCUUGGGGCUUUUGUUUGGUGCUGCUGUUUGCAACGCGCAGAUUUCGAAGCCGAGGGCCGGGGAUGUCUUGCAGCCAAACCAGCAGUUCGAGGUUGAGUGGCAGACCGCGGGCUUGCAACCCCCAAUCAACAUUGACCUGGUUCCUAGUGGCAAGACAGACUUGUCAGUCAUUGCCGAGAAAAUUGCUGUGCAAGUCGACAACGUCGGCCGUCUGAAUUGGAAUCCUAGCGCCUCCAUCACGGCCUUUGUGAGCUUCGCCAUCGUCAUUACGGAUUCCGUCCAGGCCGUUGUCGUUUCCGAAUCAUUCCAGAUCAGCCAGCUCACUCAACAACCUGUUAACCAGACGAUUCUUAGAGAAGACUCGGCUCAGGUAGAGACCGUCACCGUGGCUGCAGGUCCUCCCAAGGUUGUGUACUCUGGCGCUUUGCCCCCUGAUGCCGUUCCCGCCGGUAUUGCUGUCGCGGCGGCUAUCCCUACGGAGGGCGCUCCCUUCAAGCCUGCCGAGUCUGCUCUACUUGACAAGGAUCCUGCCGAUGGUGUAAAGAACGGCAUCUCGAAUGGCACCGUGCCUGAAUUUUCCCCAUCCAGACAGGAAGGCGGUGGAUCCAAGAAAGCGCCCGCUCCCAGCUCUUCCGCGACCACUGACGAGAAGGCUGCCCCUUUGCCCGAUGAACAAGGCGUACCUGGAAACUCCUCGAAACCGCUCACGAGCAUUGGUGAGAAGAAUCAAACCCCGUCGGCCCCUGAGACCACUCCCACGCCAGAAUACUCGACCAUUCAGUCCGCGCCCGCGUCAUUCCCUACACUGUCAGCUACCAAGAACCAGACAGGUUUGCCGGGCCCUGAGGUCACACCUACUCCGAUAUACUCCACGAUUGCGGACUCAGGCCCGGCUUUCCCGAGCCUCUCGGCCAACAAGAAUCAGACAGCUCCCGCAAACGCCGAAGCUACCCCCACUCCUAUUUAUUCCACGUUGCCAGAUACACCCUCAUCUUUCCCGACCCUUCCACCCACCAACAACCAGACAACCCCGAGCGCUGGGCAGCCGGCCAAGAGCAAGGCACCUGCUGCCACUCUACCAGCUGAAGUCGAAGUACCAGUCCCAGCGAAUCGUACCAGCAUCGUGCCAGAAGCUCCAGCCACCCCUUCCCUUCCGAUUGUUACUCUUCCAGCACCCAAUAACACCACGGUGCCAGCCACGUCAGCAGCUCCUUUGCCCUCGGUCGCAACUGAACCUCCCGUAUUCCCGAGUGCCACGAAUCCCUUGCUCAACAGCACCGCCCCGACUGGUUUACCGGCCAUCCCCGUCCCCGUUGCAGCCCCUUCGCCUUCGAAUGUCCCGAUCAACGGCACGGCUGAUACGAAACCGCAGCCCUUUGACCCUGCACCGGCCAUUAGUUCGAGCAGUGCUCUGCCCUACAGAGGAACCCUGCCUGCAGAUGGUGGCACAACCCUGAAGCCGAUCAAAUCCGAUGUCCCUGCGUCAACCACCGAUGGUCCUACCAGCACGUUUGGCAAGGAUUCAGCAACGCCCUUGCCUAGCAGCGGUGAAGGUGGUAAGAAGGGAAGCAAAAAGGGAGGUGACGGUGGAAGCGGAGGCGGAAAUGGAGACAAGAGCGGAGACAAGAGCGAUUCCGACAAUAGCUCCGGAAAGGGUUCUGGUGAUGGUUCCGACACUGAGUCCGAUAGUGAAUUCGGCUCCAGCAGUGGCAUCGACACAGACGGCAACAGAUCCGGCACUUCAGACUCGGCGGCCAUCGUACCUACGCCUCAGCCUCAGCUUGGUGGCUCGUCUGGCGCGACCCGGGUCAUCCAGAUUGGUCCCAUCAUCACAUUGCCGUCUUCCCUUUGGACCUCGAUGAUUCUCGCGACGGCGGCUGGUGUUGGUGCAGCGGCCCCGACUGGUGGUUUGUUUGCGGUUGCGGCCUCUCCUGCUGUGCUUGUGUCUUCUGCAGGUUUUAGGACGACUGAGGGCGAUUAUUUUGCUGCAUUUUUGAGUGCUGUGACGGUGCUUGUGGUUACCGUGAUGUAG
Colletotrichum orchidophilum is the source of this 2049-nucleotide messenger RNA. RefSeq lists its product as uncharacterized. The record is from RefSeq and is a predicted model, not a curated record. Bases 1 to 2049 code for a protein of 682 amino acids. The transcript is spliced from 3 exons. NCBI's taxonomy places the organism in Eukaryota, Fungi, Ascomycota, Sordariomycetes, Glomerellales, Glomerellaceae.